This is a messenger RNA of Oncorhynchus masou masou (cherry salmon), 1122 nucleotides long. RefSeq lists its product as uncharacterized. The coding region runs from base 225 to 995 and encodes 256 amino acids. Lineage: Eukaryota; Metazoa; Chordata; Actinopteri; Salmoniformes; Salmonidae. The record is from RefSeq and is a predicted model, not a curated record. The transcript has 3 exons.
UCUUCUGUGGUCCAAUCAGUGAACAGUCUGGCCCGCUCCAAGUACUGCUGACGCCCAAUCAGGAGGGGGAAGAGGUCCGGCCAGCCUACCAGGAUGCAACCCUGGGCCCUGGUCAGCCCCCUCUCCACCCAUCCCUCCCACGCCCUUCCACCAACAACCCCCCAGCACAGGUUGAGGAGGGUGAGAAGGGAGAGCAGGUGAGGAGGGGUGAGGGAGGACAGGGAAUGAGCCUGGAGGAGUUGUUACAGGCUGGGGGUGUGAGACCUGUUGGCAGAUCCCUGGCCAUCUCUCUCCCCUCUCUAUCUCUCAGACUCUGGGAUAUGUCUCACACACACGCUCCCCCCUCACACACACACUCUUACUCUGACCUCCAAUACACACACCCUCCAUCCUCACAUACAAAGCCUGAGCACCCACACACACACUCCGACCUUCCACCCACCCCCUGCUCCUCCCGCAGUCAGCCCCACCCCUCACCCCCCACUGCCUCUCCACAUUGGCCCGAUCAAGGUUCCGCCGCCAACACCUUCACACGUCAUUGGUCCUCCUGGAGCGUGGACCGCCUAGAUGCCGUGGUUACGCCAUAUGACACACCUCCAGACCGCCGCCUCCCCUUUAGGCCACACCUCUCCUACCGAAACUACAACUCCCAGCCUGCCCCUGGGCAGCAUGACGCCUGUGACCCUGAGGAGGCAGAGUUUUCAGAGCUGGACUUCCUAUACCGGGCCAGCCUCCAGGCAGGAUGUAGAGGUGGUAGCCCGGUCAGGAGGCUGCAGUGUGGGGUAGGAGGGCCAGCCCGUUCCCUCACCCCCAAUGCCAACAUGGAGAGGAGUGUGUACCAGACUGACUGCAGCAGCACAAUGGUCCACAGUCUGAGCGGCACAAUCAUCAACCCGCGUCGCCACCGUCUCGCCGCAACACGCAGCUUUGAGAUGUCCAAUGGUGCAGGGAGUUUCUGGUGUCUGACUGGGGUGAAGCUAUCUCCAGACCACUGAUCUGCCUCCAUAUGCAUCUACACAACAGGCUCCUUCCAGACCAGCCCUCUGGGGUCCUAACCCUCCACACCGCAAUAGGCUCCUUCCAGACCAGCCCUCUGGGGUCCUAACCCUCCACACCGGUCCA